GAAAGCUUUUUUUUUAAGAAACAAAAGUCUGAAAGAAUAAUUGUUCUUCAAAAAUAAAUGAAUUUAUUAUAAUUAUUUGUUUGGCCGAAAAAAACAUCAAUGUUUGCCAUAUAAAAUCGAUGCUUUAAGAAAUUGUACAAAAAAACAUCGAUGCAUCGAUUUUGCCAUCGAUGUUUCUCCACCUCGUCGACAGUGUUUUGUUUUUUAAUGCUCAAUGAAAAAACUAAUUUGGCAUCAUCCAAUGCAAAUGGAACGGUGACAUAAAUACGAAAUAAUAAAAACGUGGCCAAGUGACGAACGCAUAGAGUAGAAUAGUGGCAGGCGAUUGCAACAAUAAUCAAGUACAAAGAAGAAGGUGCAACACAAAGAAGGAGCAAGAAGCAUGAGCUGAAACUGGUCAAACAGAAACGUACAAAUAAGAAAAAGAUAAUUUCAAGGCGAACGCAGCGCAGCGCAAGGGAAGGAAAGGGAAAGCAAGUUGAAGUAAGGUGACAAAUAAGGCAACGCGACGCGACGCGACGAAUCGAAUUGUAAUUGUAUUGCUGCUCUCCUCUGGCUCUAGCUGGUCCGCGUGCUGAUUGCUGCCAGCCAAAGAACACAAGAACACACAUACACCUGACCACGUGUGUGUGUGUAAGUUUGCAUGUUGGUGCGUUUGCGUAUGCGUGUGUGUGUGCGUUGUAUGCUAACUGGAACUUGCAGGCGGCCAUCAAUGCAACAACAAUAACAGCAGCUGAAGAAGAAGAAGAAGCAGCAGCAGCAGCGCAGCAGUAGCAGCAGAAGUAAAAACAGAAGCAAAAGUGGAAGUGGAAGAAGAAGAGACGCGCGCACCACACGAAUGCGAAUGCGAAUGUGAAUGUGAAUGCAAUAGAGGAGCAUUGAAAUCAACAUAACAGGAAUAACAACGGCAAACAGCAGCAGAAGCAGUAGCAGCAGCAGAGCAUUGUCAUCUCCUUAUCCAUAAUCUCUGCAUCGACGCCAACAACAACAACAACAAUCCCAAUAUGAGCACAGUGUUUAUCAAUUCGAGGAAAAGCCCGAAUGUGCUGAAGAAACAAGGCACAGACCAAUGGGUCAAGCUCAAUGUGGGUGGCACCUACUUUCUAACCACGAAAACAACGCUUUCCCGUGACCCCAAUUCGUUUCUCUCGCGUCUCAUACAAGAAGACUGUGAUUUGAUAUCAGAUCGGGAUGAGACUGGCGCAUAUCUAAUUGACAGAGAUCCCAAGUACUUUGCGCCCGUGCUCAACUAUUUGCGGCAUGGCAAACUCGUCUUGGACGGCGUCUCCGAAGAAGGCGUUCUCGAGGAGGCUGAAUUCUAUAAUGUGACACAGCUGAUAGCGCUGCUCAAGGAGUGCAUCAGUCACAGAGAUCAAAGACCGUAUGCGGACAAGAAGCGCGUCUAUCGUGUGCUGCAAUGCCGCGAACAAGAGCUGACACAGAUGAUCUCAACUCUGUCGGAUGGCUGGCGCUUCGAGCAGUUGAUUACUGUGGGCAUGCAAUACUCCAACUACGGCCCCUUUGAGAACAAUGAGUUCCUUUGUGUUGUGUCCAAAGAGUGCGGCUCGACAGCCGGACGUGAGCUGGAGCUUAAUGAUCGCGCCAAGGUUUUGCAGCAAAAGGGAUCGCGCAUUCUUGGAAUUUAAAAAGCUGUAUUCUCCCCAUCCAAGAAAGAAAGAAAAGUAAAUCCCAAGUUGUAAAACGAAUAACAACACUCCACAACCACAGCAACAACAACAGCCAAGCACCACAACAACAGCAACAACAACAUUAAGAACUAAUUAAAAAUUAACAACAACAACAACAUCAACAACAACCAGAAAGAACAACAACAAUAAUUAAUACAAGCCUAACGUGAUCUGAGCCUUAUUUUAUGACUAUGCAGUUUUCAACGUAAAGUGGAAAUUGUGCAAGCAUUAAAUUAAAUACAUUGUCAAUCGGUCAGUCUGCCAUCAAUCAUCAAUCAAUCAAUCACAAACAAUUAUCAAUUAAACAUCAAUAAGUCAUCAAAAUAAUCAACAAUGAUUCAUCAAUCAAACAUCAAUCAAUCAUCAAUCAGUCAACACUCAAUCAUCCAUCAAUCAAACACCACUCACCAACACAAUCACACACACAUCAUCCUUUAUCUUAGGUAUGUUUGCCUUUGAUUUUUGAUCAUUUCGACAACAAUUAUUGCAAUCAUUCAAUUCCCAAUGUCCGAUUGUCUUUUUUUAUGUGUUAGCUUACAUUUGCGAAUGAGUGAUAGAAUGUUUUUUGUUGCUCUGUCUGUCUGCAUCACACUUUCAUAAACGCACAAGUAGAACGCACUGCGCUCUUCAAACGAUCCACAAUCAAUCAAUCAAUAUAUUAUAUAUGAGAAUAGUUAUAUAUAUUAUAUAUAUAGUUGCUUAGUUAUGCGGUAGAGGUUUUUCUUUUGUUUGGUUUUCUGACCGUGGAGAGAGAGAGCAUAUAAAUAUAUUUUUGGCUUCCCUUUUGCCUUCCGCAUUUGAAGAGUGCGUUAUUACGCUUAAUAUGAACGAUAAACGAUGAACGAUUAACGAGUUGUUGAUGACAAACCUUUGUUUGAGAAGAUGUUUUCAAGAGUUUUAAGAAGGAGCACAUGCAAAUAGAAUGCAUUCAAUGUGGGUCAAGCACAAACAAAAACACCGCCAACUUUGCUUAGGCUUAGGCUAAACAAAAAUAGAAAAACAAAUAGAGAAAGCAAAAGCAAAAUACAAACAACAAACAAAAAACAACAAUUAACUUUAAUAACGUAAUAUUUAUGUAUAUUGUACGUGUAACCGACAUUAUGCUAAGAAGACAGUUGUAGAAAGCACCUAGAGAAGAUGCCUAGAUGCUUAGACAAAUACACAGACACAGAAACGUGAAUUCUAUACAAAUACAAA
Molecule: messenger RNA, 2885 nt
Organism: Drosophila nasuta
Lineage: Eukaryota; Metazoa; Arthropoda; Insecta; Diptera; Drosophilidae
Gene: inc
Product: BTB/POZ domain-containing protein inc
Exons: 5
Coding region: 1005-1646 (213 amino acids)
Biological process (GO): protein homooligomerization; proteasome-mediated ubiquitin-dependent protein catabolic process
Cellular component (GO): cytoplasm; Cul3-RING ubiquitin ligase complex
Molecular function (GO): cullin family protein binding
Source: RefSeq, a predicted model, not a curated record